UUUAUUCUAUUAAUUUACGCCUACGGAUAUGGGUAUUAAGGGAUUGUGGACCGUGUUAACACCUUACAGUGAGAAGAAGUCGUUACAUGAGAUACGUGGUGAAACUAUAGCAGUAGAUCUAUCAGGAUGGGUAUGCGACAGUCAAAAUGUUACAGAUUAUUAUGUACAACCAAAAUUAUACCUCAGAAAUCUUUUCUUCAGAACAAUCUACCUGUUAUUAGCAGAUAUAAAUCCGAUUUUCGUGCUUGAAGGUGAUGCUCCAGACUUGAAACGCGAUGUAAUGGCCGCUCGGAAUGCCAUUCAGUUCCGAGGUGCAGCACCUCGGUCUGAAGCUGCUGUUAAAAAUAAACGGCCAGAUGUGGGAAGGAAAAGGUUCAAAAAUGUUCUCAAAGAAUGUGAAUCGCUGCUGAAAUGCAUGGGUGUACAAUGUAUAAAAGGAAGAGGAGAGGCUGAAGCUACUUGUGCCCAGCUAAACGCCCAAGGUCUAGUGGACGCAGUGAUAUCGCAAGACUCGGACUGCUUCGCGUAUGGUGCGCGGCGCGUGUACCGCAACUUUAGCGUGUCGAGCGCGGCGGGCGGCGGCGCCAUGCAAGGUUCCGUGGACUGCUAUGACGCCGACAAGAUGUUGAGGGCUAACGGAUUUGGCCGCAAUAAAAUGGUGGCGCUAGCUAUGCUCUGCGGGUGCGACUACGGCGUAGGCGCAUGUGGAUCCUCGAUAAACACUGCCGUUGCAUUUAUUCACACUGUCGACGAAACAGACAUUAUUCCUAGGUUAAUAUCCUGGGUGAGUGACCCUGACCGCUACGAGAAGCUGUCCCGCUGGGCGACCGCACCGGGACGCUGCGACCGCUGCGGGCACGUGGGACGCACGCACCUCAAGAAUGGCUGUCCCGUUUGUGGCACUAACAAGGGAUGCAGCGACUUAGGACAUAAUGACCCUGACCGCUACGAGGAGCUGUCCCGCUGGGCGUCCGCGCCGGGCCGCUGCGACCGCUGCGGGCACGUGGGACGCACGCACCUCAAGAAUGGCUGUCCCGUUUGUGGCACUAACAAGGGAUGCAGCGACUUAGGACAUAAUGACCCUGACCGCUACGAGGAGCUGUCCCGCUGGGCGUCUGCGCCGGGCCGCUGCGACCGCUGCGGGCACGUGGGACGCACGCACCUCAAGAAUGGCUGUCCCGUUUGUGGCACUAACAAGGGGUGCAGUGACUUGGGACAUAAAGCAAAAGUAGCAGAAGUGAAGCGAGAGUUAUCGCUCCGCUCCCGCGCAGUUUCCUGCGGUAUGCCGUUCCCGGAACCAAAGGUUAUGAAGGAGUUCCUCAACAAUAUCCCGGAACAAAUAGACGUUGAACGCAUGAAGGCCACGCCUCCUAGUUUGAUACAAUUUAUGAAACUUAUGUCAAACAAACUAGAAUGGUCGGAGAAAUAUUGCGUUGAAAAAUUUCUACCUUUGCUCACCAAGUGGCAUCUUCAAGAAAAUGUACCUCGCAGAACAAUUAAACCUAUGGUUAUAAAAAAGAAAAGACACCCUAGAGGUGUCCCCAGCUAUGAAGUUAUUUGGGAGGAUAUAGAUGGCCUGUAUGAAGGCAUAAUACCAGAUGACCAGUUUGAUGAGGAUGCGGACCCACAGUCAGUAUGGACAACAAUAGAAAGGCAGGACCUUAUGCGCCAGUACUAUCCAGAACUCGUAGAAGCAUAUGAAGAGUCUAUCAAGAAACCACCAAAAGAAAAGAAGACACGAGCAAAAAAGAAGAAAGACGACAAUCAACCCGAGAAACCAAAGAGAAAAUACACUAAAAAGACUAAAAAAGUUAUCGAUACUGAUGUGGCCAAUCUUAGCGGUUCGUUCAGAAAUAUCGACUUAUCGACAAAAGCGUGUGAUCUCAACUCUAGCAAAGCCAACUUGAGCGUGUCGGUAAAUAGACUGAAAAGAAAACUGAAGACAAACUCAAAGAAGAAACAAAAGACAAUCGAGAGUUUUAUAGCCAAGAAACGCAAAAAGUCCAUAGGAAGUACAGUGAAUUCGUUGAGAUGUAGUCUUAAAAAUAUGUCGAUUAAGGACGCACCCGAGGACAUGUAUCGUGAAUUUUUGGAUGCAAAUUCAUUUCAGUGUGAAAAAAACCCCAUAAAAUGCGAUGAUAAAGAAAAUCAUCUGCUUAGUAUGUUAGACGCUACCAUAGACGAUGAUGACAAUGAAAAUGAUUUAUCCGAUAUCAUAGACAAUAUCGUCUCUAGAACAUCACACGCUAAAACUGCUAAAAUGAACAAUAAUUUAGUAAGACUUGUUUUCCAAAAUAAGUUUUCAACGCCUCGAAAAUCAGUGCUGCGGAAAAGUGUAUUGAAUGAAAUUCAUAAUCAUUGUUCUACGCCAAACGGUAGCCCGAUUAGAAGAAGUAGCUUUAAUUUUAAACAAAGUCUAAACAAUUCGCGACAAAGUAAAGUCAAUACAAGUUACUUCUUUGACAAAUUAACUGAAGAUCGUGAUGCUUUUGAAAUGUCCGUAGAAUAUAACAAAAGCGUUGUUUCAAUUAAAGACUGUGAUACAACCGUUGACUAUAGUUUACCUGAUGUUUGUUUCUAAAAUCGUGAUGUAUUAACAAAAUUCGUAAUAAAGUCGUAUAUUUUAUUA
This is a messenger RNA of Ostrinia nubilalis (European corn borer), 2629 nucleotides long. RefSeq names its product flap endonuclease GEN (gene Gen). Gene Ontology annotation, molecular function: 5'-flap endonuclease activity; four-way junction DNA binding. The transcript is spliced from 13 exons. The coding region runs from base 29 to 2581 and encodes 850 amino acids. NCBI's taxonomy places the organism in Eukaryota, Metazoa, Arthropoda, Insecta, Lepidoptera, Crambidae. The record is from RefSeq and is a predicted model, not a curated record.